Molecule: messenger RNA, 476 nt
Organism: Ceraceosorus bombacis
Lineage: Eukaryota; Fungi; Basidiomycota; Exobasidiomycetes; Ceraceosorales; Ceraceosoraceae
Source: the annotation of a GenBank genome assembly
AUGGCGCAAAACUCAGGUUCGCAAACUAGUCAGGGCCUCGGCGAUGGCGUCAAGGGGUGAGUCUAGAAGACAUUCGAUGCAUCUGUGCGCAUCUCCUAAGCAAAUCAGCUGACGCAUCCAACAUUACGUUGCGCGCCUUGUCCUCGUGCAGCAUCUUCAACUCCAUCCACGGAGCAGGAGAGGCAGUUCGAGGAGCCAUCAACGAUGGAGCUGACAAAAUUGGCGAGGGCAUCGCUCAAGGAGGUAGCAGCAACGCGGAUAAUGCUGAGAGGCAAGCCAAGUUGAACCAGCAGGGACACAGCCAGAACGAAAAUGUGGCUCAGAAGGGUCUGGAUGGUGAGUCCCAUUGCAGAUGACGGCCAUGUAGCUGAAAGCUGCUACAAGUUCAUGCUGAUCACUCGUGGGCGGAUCUCUUCGACGCUCGUGUAGAGAUCAAUCAGGGCAUUGAUCAAGUGCGCAACGCGGGCAACAAGUAG